UACACAAGCUCAUGAGAUAGUCUACAAAAGGUUUCUACAAUGCAGUUUGAGCAGUCAACUGUAGUAGUUGGAGAUCAGUGUGAUUCAAAACUGUGUAAAAAAUGGUUUGCUUCAUUAUUGCUUUAAUCUUUCUCCUACAUAAUUCGAAUGCUCAAGGGAUUAUCAGCUUCAAUCAGUCGGCAGCAGCUGUUCCUCCGAAUGUAAACAUGACAUUUUACUGCGAGGCUACUGGCAUAUCAGUGUAUUUGGAGAUAAACGAUGUUCCUUUGUUCGAUAUAAGGGACAGCUCUGGUAUAUACUCACAGAGGCAAAACUAUGCUGGACUGUGGGUCCUCAGUGUCGCAAUUCAAGCAAAUUCUACAAAUAACAAGACCAAGAUUACAUGCUUUGUUGAUACCAAUCACAAGGAAGACAGAUACCUCAUUGUUGCAGGUCCCCCAUCGAACCCUCUCCCACGUUUGGGCUACAAUAACCACAAUCAUUCAUUAACCUUAAACUGGAACGAACCUUUCACCCACCCUGGAUUCAAUGUGAUUCGUUACACUCUGGAAAUAAUGAACACCGCCAACCAUGAGACUAUAAGUGAACCUAUUGACAUGCAACUACGUCGUGUGUACAUGUAUACUAGUAUCCUGCCGGUCAUGUGCACUGAGUUGGAAUACACUGUGACGGCAUACAAUGAAGUUGGAAAUUCUACGGCUUCUGUGACUGGAGGAUUCCCAAUUGACAUUGCACCUGUGGAAAUUCAGUCAAGAGUUCUGUAUCAAGGAAAUGGUUCUCCUCAUUUGGAAAUUUGGUUUGAACCUGCUUAUUCUUGCUCUUUCCAAGUGGUGAAUUACACUGUCUACCUUGAGGAGUCCAUCGAAGAAACAGUUCUCCUUAACUACUGUGAUAAUCGCUAUAGUGUUCACUCUGGACUGAGCAGUGGAGCUAACUACACUGUUGUGGUGGAAGCUGAGAGCAUAGCCGGGCUAACUGUCACUAAGAAAAAGGUCGCUAUUCUUGAACAGAAACUCGAAGGCUUGACUACUUCGUCAUGUUUAUGUACUGCGGAAUAUGGACAAGAAAUGUUAACAUACCAAAUCAUUAGUGGAGCUCUUGCUGCUUUUUUUGCCAUCCUCGCUGUUUUAAUGAUUAUUGUCUUAUCUCUGUAUUGCAGGCAGUGUAGACUACAAAAAAAGAAAAAAAUUAAGAAUGCUCUAAGAGGUACUGUAGCUACACCUACGAUACCCCAGAGACCACUAUCUCUGCAGACAAAAUGUGCAGCUACAAAUCCGAUAUAUGAAGGCCCCCUCUACGAAAGCCCUGGAGGCGAACCACUGCGUACCCUCCUCGGCAGCACCCCCAGUACACCAAACACACCCCUCGACAGUCCUCGCUAUACGUUCGAUAUGCUCCCCCCUAGUCUACCCCCUCCGAGGAAAGCAUCGACAUACUCUGUACCUUACGAUACCCCUGACAUCGCAUCCCUUCAUGAGACGCAAAAAUUAGAUUUUUCAAACAUAGAGAUGCCUAAGACAGCACGCUUAGGAGAUGAGUACACAGUGAUGAGGCCAGCUAAUGUUAGGACAGGGAGGAAGUCAAGACCAUCUCCACUUGUUAUUCCGAGUUUGACCACCCUCCCAGAAGUGUAACUUCCUAUAAUCACCUCAGUAAUGCACAAUCCUAAUUACAUUUCAACUCUGGUAUGUAACAUAAUUAUAAUGCAAGACACUGCACAUGUACUAUUAGAUGGUGUGAACAUUCUGUACAGGUAGUUCAUGUUGUUGUGAGAGUCAAUACCCGUAUUAACAGUAGUGUUCUUUGUAGUUUGUAUAAGUCACACCCUCACAGUCAAUUAUCUGUAUUUCUUUCUCAAA
Molecule: messenger RNA, 1859 nt
Organism: Halichondria panicea
Lineage: Eukaryota; Metazoa; Porifera; Demospongiae; Suberitida; Halichondriidae
Exons: 7
Coding region: 102-1634 (510 amino acids)
Molecular function (GO): protein binding
Source: RefSeq, a predicted model, not a curated record